Messenger RNA from Lolium perenne, 909 nucleotides. NCBI's taxonomy places the organism in Eukaryota, Viridiplantae, Streptophyta, Magnoliopsida, Poales, Poaceae. The record is from RefSeq and is a predicted model, not a curated record.
UGUGAGCGCGAGGCCAUGGCGGGGGAGGCGUACAUGGGGCAGCUCCUCGCGCACCCGCUCCUCACCAAGGCAGUCACCUCCGGCGUGCUCGCCGGAUGCAGCGAUGCCAUCGCCCAGAAGAUCGCCGGCGCUAAGAAGCUCCAGCUCAGAAGGCUCCUUCUCAUAACGCUCUAUGGAUUUGCGUACGCGGGGCCAUUUGGCCACUUCUUCCACAAGCUUAUGGACUGGAUUUUCAAGGGGAACAAAGGAAGAGAAACUGCAGCCAAUAAGGCACUUGUCUUGUAUCUUGCUAUUUUGUCAUGAAUAAUGCUGAUCUUAUGCAGCUCAAUUAAUUACAUGGUACCUCUUGCACUAUAUAUGCAGGUCAUAGUGGAGCAGCUAACUGCAUCACCACUGAACAACUUGCUGUUCAUGGUAUAUUAUGGUUUGGUGGUCGAAGGGAGGCCAUAUGAGCAAGUAAAGAGCAAGAUCAAGAACAACUACGCCAACAUCCAGUUGACAUCUUGGAAGUUCCGACCAAUCGUUAGCUGGAUCAACUACGAGUACGUGCCGCUCCAGCACCGAGUUCUCUUCGCCAGCUCGGUCGCAUCAUGCUGGGCAGUGUUUCUGAACCUGAAAGCAGCAAGAUCAUCCUCGUUGCCGGCCACUAGCAAGAAUGCAUAAAGGAGGAAGGGCUACUCUGGUAGGGUGCAGUAGCGCUGCAAUAUAUAUCUUGGCUUAGCCACUAGUGUUUCGAUCAUUUUGUUUCCUUUCAUCACUUGAUUUGUAUGUGAACCACUUGGCUUCAAAAACAUUCUUGAUUCCAACUUUCACGAGGAGAGGACAGCAGCUGUCUCAAAACUCCACCAUCCAUGCAUCAUGCAUCCACGCAGGGAAUAUAUGCUUACCUAGCCAGUUGUUCAGUAAAAA